Molecule: messenger RNA, 1020 nt
Organism: Talaromyces rugulosus
Lineage: Eukaryota; Fungi; Ascomycota; Eurotiomycetes; Eurotiales; Trichocomaceae
Exons: 6
Coding region: 1-1020 (339 amino acids)
Molecular function (GO): oxidoreductase activity, acting on the CH-OH group of donors, NAD or NADP as acceptor
Source: RefSeq, a predicted model, not a curated record
AUGACGCGGACCCUUCUUACCGGUGGAAGUGGCUUUAUUGCCGCUCAUAUUCUCGAAGCGCUUCUUAAACGCGGGCAUUCUGUCGUGACCACCGUCCGAUCAAAGGAAAAGGCAGAGCAGAUCAAAACAUCCCACCCGGGUGUCUCAAAGGAGAAUCUGGAUUUUGUUAUUGUUCCUGAUCUUUCCGCGCCUAAUGCCUUCGACCAGGCGGUCGUUUCUGAUCCACCUUUUGAGGCUGUGAUUCAUACAGCCAGCCCGUUCCAUUUCCGGGUUCAGGAUGUUAAGAAGGAUCUCCUAGAUCCAUCUAUCAAUGGAACUGUUGGCCUCCUCGAGGCCGUCAAAAACAACGCUCCGUCAGUCAAGAGAGUGGUGGUCACAUCUUCCGGCGCAGCAAUCCUGGACUUUUCCAAGCCUCACACAUAUACUUUCACAGAUGCGGAUUGGAACAACAUGACCUGGGAAGAGGCUACUUCCAACCCCAUUAAUGCUUACCGCGCAAGCAAGGUAUUCUCUGAGAAAGCUGCAUGGGACUUUGUGGAAAAGAACAAGCCCCACUAUUCCCUCACAAGUAUAAACCCACCCAUGGUCUACGGUCCUAUAGUUCAUCAUAUCAAGGACCUUGAUGGACUGAACACUUCCAACGAGCGCAUUCGGGACAUUGCCUUUGGUAAAGUAAAGGAUAGCUGCCCAUUCACUGGGAUAUUCCUGUGGGUGGAUGUCCGUGACCUGGCAUUAGCACAUGUUCUGGCAAUUGAGAAACUUGAGGCGGCUGGCCAGCGGUUCUUACUUUCUCCAGGACAGUAUUCCAACAAGGACAUUGUGGAAUGUAUCCGGGAAGCAUUCCCUGAACUCCGAGACGGUUUGCCGACGGGAGACGCAUUGAAGCCUGGUGAUUUCCCUCCCACAGGAUGGUAUGGGUAUGAUAAUACCAAGUCCAAGGAGGUCUUGGGCAUCAGCUAUCGACCACUGAAGGAGUGUAUUGUUGACACAGUGAACAGUCUUAAGGUGUUUGUCAAAUAA